Molecule: messenger RNA, 868 nt
Organism: Penaeus monodon (black tiger shrimp)
Lineage: Eukaryota; Metazoa; Arthropoda; Malacostraca; Decapoda; Penaeidae
Product: shematrin-like protein 2
Exons: 2
Coding region: 143-793 (216 amino acids)
Source: RefSeq, a predicted model, not a curated record
AAGGGAGUUAAGGGAAAUCCCGCUAAAGGUGAGUAAUUCCCCCAACAGAGGCGAAUAAAAAGGGCCGCCAUUGGUCUAGAUCGGUCAGUGUGAAGACAACAGCCGUAGGAACCACAGAUCGACUGACAAUCCCCCUAACAGGAUGGCGACGAAGAGCAGUUCCCACAUGUUCCUUAUCGUGUGCUUCUGUCUCGCCCUGACGGCACAGCAGGCGAUGUCCCACGGCUACGGCUACGGCAGGUGGGGUCACAGGCAACCGAGCUAUCACAAGCCGUACGGUGGAUACGGUGGAUACGGAAGCCAUGGUGGCAGUUAUGGUAGUUAUGGCAGUCACGGCAGCCAUAGGCAAUACGGCAGUAGUUAUGGGAGCUACGGAAAUCGAGGAAGCGGACACACAAGCUACGGAAAUUACCUGGGUCGCCCCGUUACCAUUACUUCAGGAACACACAAUGUCAUGCGCCCUGGAAGUCAGUUUCAAGGCAGCGGAAGUGGAGUCUCCCCAAUUCAGGGAGUAAGUGGAGUCUCCCCAGUCCAGGGAGUGAGUGGAGUCUCCCCAGUCCAGGGAGUGAGUGGAGUCUCCCCAGUCCAGGGAGUGAGUGGUAUCGCCCCCUUGCAAGGCAGUGGCGAAGUGAGCCACAUUCACUUAGUGGACGCGACCUCAGGAGUGUCAGGCCCAGUGGAACCCACGUUCAUCAACUCAGGCGGACAAGACACAGUGAGUGACCUUCUCUUGGGAGGAGCCAGCGGGACUGGAGUCGACGUGACCCGGGUUGAUCUGAGGAACAGUCGUUAGAGGAGGGAAAUAGAGGUUAUGUUAGGUUACCAAAAAAUCAUUUUAAAGAGCAUAAAAAAAACAAUUACCAAAAAA